AUGGCCGCUGCCCGGCGCGCAGCAGGAAGCAGGGCUGAUGGCUCGCUCUUGGCCGCAGGGCAAAAGAAGGAGCUGCAGGAGCUGUACCAGCUGGGCCCGCAGUUGGGCAGCGGUGGCUUUGGCACCGUUUUCUCGGGGACCCGCCUCUCGGACGGCCGCCCGGUGGCCAUCAAGCGCGUGGCCCGGGAGAGCGUCCUGCAGUGGGUUGAGUGGCCCGACGGCAUCCGUGUUCCCAUGGAGAUUGCCCUGAUGGAGAAGGUGGGCUCUGGCUGCCACAGCAUCAUCCAGCUCCUGGACUGGUUCGAGCUGCCUGACAGCUUCGUGCUGGUGCUGGAGCGCCCGGAGCGAUCUCAGGAUCUCCUGGAGUUCCUGCUGGAGCAGGAGGUCCUGAGCGAGGAGACAGCCACCGACUAG
Messenger RNA from Onychostruthus taczanowskii (white-rumped snowfinch), 414 nucleotides. RefSeq names its product serine/threonine-protein kinase pim-1-like. Lineage: Eukaryota; Metazoa; Chordata; Aves; Passeriformes; Passeridae. Gene Ontology annotation, molecular function: protein serine/threonine kinase activity; ATP binding. The coding region runs from base 1 to 414 and encodes 137 amino acids. The transcript is spliced from 4 exons. Gene Ontology annotation, cellular component: cytoplasm. Gene Ontology annotation, biological process: protein autophosphorylation. The record is from RefSeq and is a predicted model, not a curated record.